Molecule: messenger RNA, 480 nt
Organism: Cooperia oncophora
Lineage: Eukaryota; Metazoa; Nematoda; Chromadorea; Rhabditida; Trichostrongylidae
Source: the annotation of a GenBank genome assembly
AUGAGUGCUGCGGUUGAAGAGGAAUGCGCUCCUUCGACAUCAGGAGGUACUGGGCCAAAGUCUAAAAAUGCCGAGAAGAAGGCACGGGUAUUCGACUUCGACUCCAUUUUUGAAGAAACAAGAAAGGCUGGACAAGCUCGAUUCGUUGAAGCUAAGGCCGGAACCGAUGAAAAAGCUACUGCCGAGCGCGAAUCACUGAAAGAUAGUGGAACUGUGAGUGAAGAAGACGACGAUUUCCUACCAAUGCUGCCUCCCGGCUUCGUCCCUGAUAAAAGUGUUAUAGUUAAUUCAUCAGAGUCCCAGAAUAAAGAUACGGGCGAUGACGAUGAUGAAGAUUUCGUAGAUUACGUUGGUGAUGGAAUUCCCAUUGUCAACCUUAUUCCAACAGCAUGCGAAGCAAAGCUAGUCCAUGGUGGAAAACCAGUAUCUGCCUUACGAUUCGAGCCUAAUGGUAUACGAUUUGCGUCUGGUGGUGUCGAU